CUAGUACGAGAAGCACGUAAUAUACCUGGUAUCACGUUAAUUGAGAAUGAAAUAUUCGUUCGGAUAUAUGAGGGUAUAGAUUUAACGAUUCAAUGGGCCAAUAUUGACACUAUCGAAGAGGCCCCAUCUGCAGACGAUGUUUGGACUUCAGAAACAGAUAAUUUUGAUAUGACAAUUUCUCCAGAGCCAUCUGCAUCAUCUACAUGUACAGUAUUGAAAUUAGCUAUGGACCUUUUAUUGAGGAGAUGUCAUCGGAGACAUUUGCUUAAGCAGCAAGAACGCGUAUUAAACUGGUCUAGAGGUGUGCCUAGAGAUAG
Molecule: messenger RNA, 317 nt
Organism: Racocetra persica
Lineage: Eukaryota; Fungi; Glomeromycota; Glomeromycetes; Diversisporales; Gigasporaceae
Source: the annotation of a GenBank genome assembly